AUGUUAUUUCUAUCUAGGGAUGCCAUAACCCGGCAUGUGGAUUCAAAGCUGAGAGCUGGCAAUAAAGAGGCAACCGAUGAAGAACUAGAAAGAAUCCUUGACAAAAUAAUGAUAAUAUUUAGAUUUAUCCAUGGUAAAGAUGUAUUUGAAGCAUUUUAUAAAAAAGACUUGGCCAAAAGGCUUCUGGUUGGAAAAAGUGCAUCAGUAGAUGCUGAAAAGUCUAUGCUAUCUAAGCUUAAGCAUGAAUGUGUUGCUGCUUUCACUAGUAAACUAGAAGGAAUGUUCAAGGAUAUGGAACUUUCCAAAGACAUUAUGGUUCAGUUUAAACAGGAUUUCGCUGAUGAAAUGGUGAACUACUACAGUGUGCAGCAUACACACAUGUAUGCUCCUUUGACCAGUUCUCAGGAAUGUUUCCAGUGAUGGACCUCCUCCUAACGCUUUGCCCUUUUGGACUGGGGAAAGGCUGCC
This is a messenger RNA of Sceloporus undulatus (fence lizard), 468 nucleotides long. RefSeq names its product cullin-4A-like. Gene Ontology annotation, biological process: DNA damage response; protein ubiquitination; ubiquitin-dependent protein catabolic process. The transcript has 4 exons. Gene Ontology annotation, molecular function: ubiquitin protein ligase binding. Gene Ontology annotation, cellular component: Cul4A-RING E3 ubiquitin ligase complex. Lineage: Eukaryota; Metazoa; Chordata; Lepidosauria; Squamata; Phrynosomatidae. The coding region runs from base 1 to 420 and encodes 139 amino acids. The record is from RefSeq and is a predicted model, not a curated record.